Molecule: messenger RNA, 174 nt
Organism: Morchella sextelata
Lineage: Eukaryota; Fungi; Ascomycota; Pezizomycetes; Pezizales; Morchellaceae
Exons: 1
Coding region: 1-174 (57 amino acids)
Source: RefSeq, a predicted model, not a curated record
AUGGAAACACUAGGAGUUAAAUUCCUAUCUCUCUUUAACCGAAGCUGCCAUAUCGAGGCCUUCCUCCCAACCUUCCCGGAUACCCAGUGUGCAAAGUGCCUCGAAUACGGCCACCGCCAAGAGAAAUGUAAGAAUAAUGGGAAAUGCGGCCACUGCGCCGGAGAUCACCUAUAA